AUGUCAGGAGAUAAGAAAAGAUUGACAUACACAACAAUUAGACCAUCAUUCUUCGAUAUUACUGAGCCGACAGCGCCUGUUCAUAAAUGCGAAAUGAAAGGCUUUUAUAACAUGAUGGUUUUACUUAGCAGCUAUUAUAUUCUAAUUUCAUGCUACGUAAAAUUCAUGUCAGAAGGCUCAUUUUUCGAAGAAACUUUCUUUGACAACAUGAUAACUGAUGGAAAAUUCGUUAUCUUGAUCUGGCCAAGUGUAUUUCUUUAUUCUUGGCUGGCAUUUUUCCACCAGCUCCUUAUACUAGCAGGUCUUCCAAAAGCUAUUUCCUUCAUAGUUCAACACUCAUCUCAAAGCUUAAUGUUUUUGGUUUCAACUUACCUUGUUUUAACCCGAGACUGGGGCCUGCCUCAAACUUUAUUCGUAACAGGACUUUGCUUUACGCAUUUCAUGAAGAUGCACUCAUAUACCCAAGUAAACAGAGACCUCAGAGAAGACUGGCUUAAGAACCCAAAAGACUCAGCCUAUCCCAAGAAUAUUACAGCAUAUGACUACUUAAUCUAUUUAGUAAGACCAGUUUUAGUGUACCAGACCUCUUACCCAUCCAUUCCCAAAUUCCGAAUAAGUUACUUUCUAAAGAAGCUCACCUUGUUUUCUGUUCAGAUCGUCAGUUUGUAUAUAUGUGUAUCAGACCAUAUUCUUCCAAUUGUCAAAGAGAGGAACCCAUUCUUCACGUCCUGGAUGAAACUUGUGAUUCCAUGUCUCGCCUCAUACUGACUCUUGUUUUUCAUUAUUUUUGAACAAAUUUUGAACUUAUUUGCAGAGCUUUCUUUAUUUGGAGAUAGAGAAUUUUACCAGGAUUGGUGGAACUCGAAUACUUGGGCUGAUUUUUCAAGGAAGUGAAAUAGACCUGUCCAUCUUUUCUUAUACAAGCAUGUUUAUCUUGAAGCUAAGGAAAGAUGAAAAUUUACUGAGAAGAACUCGACGUACUUUACCUACUUUUUCUCAGCACUGUGCCAUGAAAUGGUGGUAGCGUUGGUUUGUAAAACAAUAAGACCUUAUUUGUCAAUUCUUAUGAUAUAAUUAAAAUAUGGCGUCUUUGUCUGGGCAUGGCCUCCCGGCCAUGCAGCCUCGACUCAUAUUUUAAUUAUAUCCGGCAAGGUUUUGCCAUUCUAGAAGUGAGCAGCAAUGCUAGGUAUACUAAUUGACCAAGAAUAGCCCACUAAGGAGCCAUUCUUGGUCUGCCAGAAAAAAUUUUGACAAAAGAUCCUAAUCUGCCAUUACCACUGAGUUUUGGUGUUUCCAAAUUUUUUGGGCAAGCCAAAUGCAAUAAAAAAAAUUGUUCUUUUGCAAUGAUGCAUUUGGCUUGUCAAAAAAAAAUUUGGCAACAUCAAAACUCAGUGGUAAUGGCAGAAAAGAUCCUAAUCUGCCAUUACCACUGAGUUUUGGUGUUUCCAAAUUUUUUUGACAAGCCAAAUGCAUCAUCGCAAAAGAACAUUUUUUUUUAUUGCAUUUGGCUUGCCCAAAAAAUUUGGAAACACCAAAACUCAGUGGUAAUGGCAGAUUAGGAUCUUUUUGUCAAAUUUUUUCUGGCAGACCAAGAAUGGCUCCAUAGUGGGCUAUUCUUGGUCAAUUAGUAUAAGCAAUUCUGGUUGUGUUCAGAGCCUAGCCCAAGCUUUUCUCCUGGGAUGGAUUUUACCUCGUAGGUAAAGGAGGCAAGUGGUUGGAAAUGGGAAGCCCAGCAGAGUCCACAUGACCCAUCGGGCAACUCUCUAGCGUGAAACCGGGCGUUACGUCCCGGGCUACUUUGUUUUUCCUUUUGCCGAGAGCCUACCAGAAAAUCCAUGUUUUGGAUUUUCGGAAUGGCAACUACGUCAAGGCACGGCCAGUAACUCACUCAUGAGUCGUCGAAGUCGGUAACACCCCUCCAAGCCUGCCCUGGUGGAUACAAAGCAGGUUGGACCGGCGGCCUGUGGGCUCGACAGGUGGAAGAGAAGGUGAUAGGUCCGGUUCUUGCUGACCUCCGUGGUGGACGUUAAGCGUAAUAAUUCUAAUGUAAUGUCAAUUCUUAUGAUGGCGCAGAUUCCUUUGGUGCUGAUUGCCAAAAUCGGUGGAAGAGAGUUUGGACUUAACUUGUUUUGGACUGGGAUUAUUGGAGGACCUUCCCUGCUGUGCACACUAUAUUCAAUCUCCUCAAUUUAUUAG
Molecule: messenger RNA, 2196 nt
Organism: Blepharisma stoltei
Lineage: Eukaryota; Ciliophora; Heterotrichea; Heterotrichida; Blepharismidae
Source: the annotation of a GenBank genome assembly